Messenger RNA from Impatiens glandulifera, 544 nucleotides. RefSeq names its product protein LURP-one-related 15-like. Bases 38 to 544 code for a protein of 168 amino acids. The record is from RefSeq and is a predicted model, not a curated record. The transcript is spliced from 2 exons. Lineage: Eukaryota; Viridiplantae; Streptophyta; Magnoliopsida; Ericales; Balsaminaceae.
ACUAUAAACAUAAUUAUCAUAACCUUAUCUUAAUUAGAUGGCCGAGCCUAUUCCUCCCGUGGUCGUGGUCGGACCUGAGUACUGCAUAUCGGACCAUUCAAUGGAGCUGGAGAUUGUGAGAAAGGUCCUUGCUUUGACAAAGGGCAACUUCAAGAUCAACGAUGUCAAUGAUAAUGAGUUGUUCAGAAUGGAAGUCCAGUGGUCUCUUCACGACAGUCGGAUCCUUCGAGAUACUGCAGGAAAUCCCAUUAUCACUAUCCGCAAGAAGAUGAGAACUAUACAUUCAAGAUGGGAAGUGUUCAGAGGAGACAGUCACGACAAGAAUGAUCUUUUGUUCACGGCUGUAACGAGCUCAUGUCUGCAGUUCAAGGUAAAGUUGAAUGUGUUCUUAGCAAAAAACGAGAAAGAAGAAGAGCCUGACUUUAGGUUGAAAGGAUGCUUUUUUAAGGAGUCUUGCAUCAUAUACACUGGACAUGACAAAUCCAAAACCAUUAUUGCCCAGGUAAUAGUUAUAAGUAAAAACACUUAUUAUAUCUAUUUUUGA